Theileria annulata is the source of this 906-nucleotide messenger RNA. RefSeq names its product ADP/ATP transporter, putative. The record is from RefSeq and is a predicted model, not a curated record. Lineage: Eukaryota; Apicomplexa; Aconoidasida; Piroplasmida; Theileriidae. The coding region runs from base 1 to 906 and encodes 301 amino acids. The transcript has a single exon. Gene Ontology annotation, biological process: mitochondrial ATP transmembrane transport; mitochondrial ADP transmembrane transport. Gene Ontology annotation, cellular component: mitochondrial inner membrane. Gene Ontology annotation, molecular function: ATP:ADP antiporter activity.
AUGGAGGUAAAUAAAAAUUUUCUUGUCGACUUUCUCAUGGGUGGUGUUUCAGCUGCGAUUUCUAAAACCGCAGUGGCUCCCAUCGAGAGAGUAAAGAUGUUGAUCCAGACACAAGACUCUAUUCCUGACAUUAAGAGUGGAAAGGUCCCUAGAUAUUCCGGAAUAUUAAACUGUUUUGCCAGAGUUUCAAAGGAGCAAGGUGUUACAUCUCUCUGGAGAGGAAAUUUGGCCAACGUUAUAAGAUAUUUUCCAACUCAAGCAUUCAAUUUUGCUUUCAAGGACUACUUUAAGAGGAUGUUCCCUAAGUACAACCAGAAGACUGAUUUUUGGAAGUUUUUCGGCGCUAACCUUGCUUCAGGCGGUUUGGCCGGAGCUAGUUCAUUAUUAAUAGUUUACCCUCUCGAUUUCGCAAGGACAAGAUUAGCAAGUGAUGUUGGUAAGGGAGCAAAAAGAGAGUUUACUGGAUUGUUGGACUGCUUAUUAAAGAUUCAAAGGAGCACUGGUGUGCUUUCUCUCUACAAGGGGUUUUUAGUCUCCGUUCAGGGGAUUGUUGUUUAUAGAGGAGCCUAUUUUGGUAUGUACGAUAGUGCCAAGACUGUGUUUUUUGGAGAAAAUGAGAAGAACGCUAAUAUCUUUUUCAAGUGGUCAAUAGCUCAGUCCGUUACCAUCAUGGCUGGACUGGCUUCAUAUCCCCUUGAUACUGUCAGAAGAAGGAUGAUGAUGAUGUCUGGCAAGAAGGCUACCUCUGAGAUAAUGUACGCAAACAGCCUUGACUGCUUCGUUAAAAUGAUGAAACAUGAGGGUCUUGGUGGAUUCUACAAGGGUGCUUUCGCCAACAUUCUUCGUGGCAUGGGUGGAGCUCUUGUUCUCGUAUUUUACGAUGAAUUACAGAAAUUACUAAAAUAA